Haemonchus placei is the source of this 1257-nucleotide messenger RNA. The record is from the annotation of a GenBank genome assembly. NCBI's taxonomy places the organism in Eukaryota, Metazoa, Nematoda, Chromadorea, Rhabditida, Trichostrongylidae.
AUGGUGUUCCGGAAGUAUAGACCUGCCAAACAAUGGGGAAAAGUCGACACAAGGGUGUUCAAGGCAAUUUUGAAGGCACGCAACAACAGGAAAUCUUGUCAUUUCGUUAUACCAGAAGCUGUGAAAGCUGCUGGAGUCACCGUGUACGAUCCAAAUGAUCCUUCAUUUAUGACGCCAAUUAUUGGAACUGGAAAACCUUUGCCAGACCUGCGUGUUGAUCAUCCGGCCUUUCGAGUACCAUCGGUUGAGGAACAUCCACUUUAUCAUGAAACUCGAUGUUUUCUUUUUGAUGGGAGCACGCCAAUGAGUGAUGGUAUCGAUCAAGCGGCAGUGCUCAGCAAGGCAAUAGUGAGAGAAGGAUUACCAGAAUCAGUGAUUCAUAAUGCGUCUCACGUGGACAUCUCUGAAGAGCAGGUCCGUGAUGCGAUUCUUCAUGGCGAAAAGUAUGAUCCGACUUUAGAAAAACUGCCGCGUAGAUUUGAUCCUGUACUUUUUUGGAUACCACAUCCUAGAGUAUACGGAACACCAGUCACAAAGCGGCUAAAUAUCAUACUCGAUAACCUCUCUCGCGCUAUUCUUUUUUCUGAAAUCAGAAGCGGAAACAGUUCUGAUCACAUACGACUCGACAGAGAUGAGCCAAUCAGUGCCACAUUACCAAAUGUUGGAUCAUUCGCUCCAAAUCCAUUAGUUCUGCGCUUUCAACCUCACAUUACACUACAGGGAUCUAAGCCAAUCACCCCAUGGGCUACAGCAGAUGAAGUCGAAGAGGCAAGCCAACUACAAAUACCAAACAUUGCUCCUUUGUCUCCACUGAUCGAUUUGGGAUCGGAUCAUAUCUACAACGAUAAAGCUGUGGUUGCCCGACCCAAUACUGCCUUAGCGCUACACGCAAUACUGUGGUCGCGAGAACAGAAUCAGAAGUACCCAUGGACAAAGGAGCAAAAUGCUGCUAAUGCUGUGCUUCAUACAUUUGGAGCAGCAGUGGCCGAAGCUACUCGAGGGGGCACGCCGAGAGAUCUGAAGAAAGACCCAGUGGUCGUCAAAGGUGUUCAAGUUGUGAAUGGCAAGGUUGAUCUUAUCAGUUUCCAGUUGAAUACGUUGAAUUUGAGCUCCGAAGAUCCUACUAAAAAUAUAGUCUGGGUAGAAAAAGCCUGCCCACUUUACAAACCGAAGCCAUUUUACGAGCAGCUAACGGAAGUAACUCAUGUGAACAUGGACACGUGGAGGAAAUUUGUAGCUCUGUUAUGGAAUAAGUGA